AUGGCUAUGUCUAUUAAUUCAACACAACAUGAGAAUUCUGGAGAAUCCAAUAAUGAUAUGGUAGGUAGUUCCAUAUCUGCAGCUACGGUAGAAAACUUUCCCACAUUUUAUAGUAAACAGCAGGACUACAGAGUUCAAGACGAAUUAAGAUCUCUACACUCCCCCAUAGACAAAGACCAACAGUAUGGCCAUUUUCAGAAUAGCUCUCAGAAUUUUCCUACACAUCAACAUGAUGAAGCUAAAGAUUCCUAUAAUCCUACACCUAACGUUGUAAACAAUGCAACACUUGUUCUUCAAGAACAAGUCCUUCAGCGCCAAGAUGAUAUUACGUGUCCAUCCACAUCUACCGAUGGAAGCUCAGAUAUUGAUUUUAAUCCAAAUGAUUUUGAUUCUUCAAGUUCUUCUGAUGAACGUAAUCGUCAUAGUUCAAUUGCAAAACAACAAGAUGUCCUAUUUUUUGCGGAAGAAAAACCAGAAAUCGCCAAGUCCCGUAAGCGAAAAAGUAACCCAGAUAAUUGGAGGAGAAAUAAAAUAAAAAAAUUACGAAACUCAGAGAGAAUUUGUUUUGAGGAACUUAACUGUAAAGCCUACAAAACACCCCAGAAAAAAAAAGACGCAAUUGAACUUCCAGAAAGUGGUACUUUAAGCAGUGUUACUGAAAGUCGUAGAAAACUAUCCUAUUUUUAUACUUUUCCACAAGAAAAUUGUCCAGUAAAUAGAAUCAAGGUAUGUCAAGCGUUUUUCUUAAAUACUCAGGUCAUAAUACUGGGAAUAAGUCAUCAAAUCGUCAAAACAGUAGUUAAAAAAACUCAUCAUUUAGAUUCAAUAUCGCCACAAGCAGAUUUACGAGGUAAAGUACAAUGUAAUUCUCGAUUGCCAAAACAUUUUAAGGAUUCAGUACGUCAUCAUAUUAACUCCUUUGCUUUGAUCGAGAGUCAUUAUUGCAGAAAAAAUAGCACUAAAAAAUAUUUACCUCCUGACCUCAAUAUCAGCAAAAUGUUCCGUUUAUAUAAAGCAUAUUGCAGGGAUAACAAUAUAAGUACCGUAGCUUCUUAUGCUAUAUAUAGAGAGGUAUUUAACAAUGAAUUUAAUUUGGGAUUCUUUAUUCCCAAGAAGGAUCAGUGCGAUUUUUGCAAAAAAUUUUCUAAUUCUUCUCAAUCAGAAAAGGAAGAACUUCGUUCUGCAAUGGAAGUUCAUCUUAAAAACAAGGAAUUAUCUAGGGAAAAUAAAGAACUAGACAAAGAGAGAGCUAAAACUGAUAAUUCGUUUUGCAUGGCUAUAUACGACUUACAAAAAACGUUGUUAUGUCCUAAAGCUGAAGUAUCUCUCCUUUACUAUAGACGUAAGCUCGCAUGUUAUAAUCUGACUGUGUACGAUGCUGCUAACAAACAGGGAUACUGCUACAUGUGGCCAGAAUCGCUAGCAUGUAGGGGUGCUUGUGAAAUUGGUAGCAGCAUAUUAAGUUUCAUUGACGAAAUGGUACGAAAUGGAAUUAAGGAAUUCAGUUUCUAUAGUGACAACUGCCCGGGGCAAAACCACAAUAGAUUUAUAUAUUGUUUGUAUAUGUAUUGUGCCGCCAAAUAUGACGUUAAAAUUACUCACAGCUUUCUAGAGAAGGGACAUACACAAAACGAGUGCGACUCCGUACAUGGGGUUAUAGAAAGAGCUGCUAAAAAAAUACCCAUAUUUAGUCCACAGCAGUGGUAUACAUUAGCAAGGACUGCGUGUAAAGUGCGGCCUUAUAAAAUUAAAGAAAUGGCUCAGACAGACUUUUAUGAUUUAAAGGACAUGUUAGCCAAAACUACAAAAAAUUGGGAUAAAACUGAACAUGGUUGCAAAGUCAUAUUCAGUAAUUUAAAAGUUAUUAUGGUUGAGCCAAAAUGUCCACACGAACUUAAUGUUAAAUAUAAUUUUGAAGAAGAUUUCAUAAAAAUUAAUACUCUGGAAUUGAAAAGGAGCUACCACAAAUUAGAUUCAUUAGAGACUUAUCAACUUAAAAUAUUGAGAAGCUCACCGGUUCCAAUUUCUUCUGCGAAAUAUAAAGACUUAAUGUUUUUGUGCGAAAACAAAGUUAUACCUACGGAAUACCAUACUUUUUUCACUAAUCUUCAAGGUAGCAACAAUCCCGAACCGGAAACUGAUGAAGAUUAA
Molecule: messenger RNA, 2151 nt
Organism: Diabrotica balteata
Lineage: Eukaryota; Metazoa; Arthropoda; Insecta; Coleoptera; Chrysomelidae
Source: the annotation of a GenBank genome assembly